GUUGAACUUUGACACCUUGAAGGAGCCCUUGGGUGAGUCUCAGUGUGGUCCCCUUGUCCAGCCAUGCCAGCCCAGGGGCCAUCAGGCCUCCGUCGCCUGCUGCUGACCCUGGGGGCUGCCCUAUGCUGGCUGCUGGCCCUGGGGCUGCUGCUGGACCUGCGUGCCCUGGGGCUGCUCUGCGGGCUCCUGGCAGCAUUGGGGGGGUGGCUGGGCCCGCAGGCUCUCACCCCGUCGGGCCGGCGCCUGCGCCUGGAGCGCUUUGUGAGCUCCCUGCAGCCCCAGCCCCGGAGCCCAUCGGCCGUGGGGAGGCUGGAGGGGGAGAUCGCCAGCACCGUGCGCAAGGUGCUGCGGGACUUUGUCACCUCCUGGUACCGCACGGUCAGCCCCGAGCCGGCCUUUGAGGCCGAGGUGGAGAAGGCCAUGCUGGGGCUCACUGCCGAGCUGAGGAGGCGCAUGGCGCGGGUGGACCGCCAAGCUGUGACCCGGCGCCUCCUCCUCCUCUGUGGCCAUCACUUGCAGAGCUACCUGCAGGCUCGUGAGGCUUUGAGGGGUGAGCCCAAGGGUGGCCAGGCUCUGUGGCAGGAGUACAGCCGCCUUGCGGGGCCCCAUCCUGCCCUCCAGAGCCCUGCAGCUGAAGUGGGCUAUGCCAGAGCUGCUGUAGAGACCUUGCUGCAGGCGCUGGUGCCCAAGCCCCACUUGGAGACCCGGACGGGGCGCUUUGUGGUGGUGGAGCUGGUGGCCUGCAAUGUGCUGCUGCCGGCCAUCAGGAAGAUGGCUGAUCCCGACUGGAUCAACCUGCUGCUCAUCGGGGCCUUCUCUAAGAAGCCACGGAGUGAGCAGGCACCUCCUGCACCCCCAGUGCCUGAGGUUUUGCCUGUGGUGGAGCACACAGACCCCAACCCCGUUGGGAUGCCACCUUCCCCAAGGGCUGCAGAGGUGCCCAAGCGAGAGGCAGGGGCUGCGGGUAAUGAGGGAGAGGAUGCGGUGAGCAGGUUGUGCCACACAGAGGAGCCCUUCCUCCGCCCACGAGUGCUGGGCUCCCUCUUUCCCUAUGAGGGUUUGGAGCUGGAGUCUCCUGCUCCUGAGGCAGGCCAGGACGUGGACUUGCUGGUGCCAUCCCCUGCAGGGGAAUUCCUUGAGGAACCCCUCCAAGUUGCCUCCGCUGUUCUGGAAGGACUGGAUGUUGCGGGGGAUGGCAUCGGGGAACUGGAGGAGAGCAUUGCCUCCACCUCUGCUGCUGUGCUGAGCUCCUGCCCAGACAUCCAGAUCGACCCCGCAGUUGAGAAGGAAGAAGAAGCAUCGGUUGUCCCUAAGAAGUCCUCCUCACAGAGGCCCUCCAGCUUGGGGAAAGACCUGGGGGCAGCAGAAGGCCCAUCACAAAGCUCUCCAGACCCUGGGCAGACUCUGUCCCUGCUCUCCUCUUCCCCAGUGGCCUCCAUCAGCACCUUCAGCUUUGAGCCCCUCAGCAGCCCUGAUGGACCAGUGGUCAUCCAGAACCUGCGGAUAACUGGGACCAUCACUGCCAGAGAGCACAGUGGGACUGGUUUCCACCCCUACACCCUAUACACUGUUAAGUAUGAGACAGCCCUGGAGAGCGAGAGCAGCGCAGGCAACCUGCAGCAAGUGGCUUAUCACACCGUGAACCGCCGCUACCGAGAGUUCCUCAACCUCCAGACCAGGCUGGAGGAGAAGCCAGAGCUCCGCAAGCUCCUCAAAAAUAUCAAAGGCCCAAAGAAGUUGUUCCCUGAUCUCCCAUUUGGAAACAUGGACAGUGAUAAAGUGGAAGCCCGGAAAAGCCUGCUGGAAUCUUUCUUGAAGCAAUUGUGUGCAGUGCCUGAGAUUGCCAACAGUGAGGAGGUGCAGGAGUUCCUGGCCCUGAACACUGAUGCAAGGAUUGCCUUUGUGAAGAAGCCUUUUGUUGUCUCCAGGAUAGACAAGAUUGUUGUCAAUGCCAUUGUGGACACCUUGAAGACAGCAUUCCCCAGGUCAGAGCCCCAGAGCCCCACAGAGGAUCUCAGCGAGUCUGAAGUGGAUGGAAAACCUCAGGCAGAUGGGAAGAAGGGCAAUAAGUCCAGGCUGAGGUUCUCAUCCAGUAAAAUUACUCCAGUGCUGAAUGCAAGUGAAGCACAGGACAGGAUCGUGUACUCCAUCAGGGAGGGCAGCUCUGUCCCUGGCACCCUGUCUAUGACUGCUAUGGAGUCCUUCAUCCAGAAGCAGGAGAAGCUGCUGGAGGCACUCCCCAGCAAAGGCCCUGAAGGCGAGGGAGGCAGAAAAGCGAAGGAGAGCUCCAUGCACGAUGAUAAGGAUGGGAUGGGCACAUUGGAACAGGGGCAACAGCCUGACACAGACUCUGACUCAGAGACAGCUUUGGCUGACCUGGCCCUGGAUGUGCUUCGCCUGCUGCUGAUGGAUCACUGGAGCUGGCUGUGCACAGAGAACAUCCAGAAGGUCUUUCACCUGCUCUUUGGGACCCUCAUUCAAAGGUGGCUGGAGGUGCAGGUAGUGAACCUGACCUGCACCCAGCGCUGGGUCCAGUACCUCCAGUUGCUACAGGAAUCCAUCUGGCCUGGAGGGCUCUUACCAGCAGUGCCCAAACCAGCCAGGACAGAGGAACAGAAGAAAGCAGCAGCAGAGCAGGCCCUGCAGAGCCUCAUGGGCAUCUUGCCUAAUGUGGUCCAGGAAAUCCUUGGAACCAGUAAAUGUCGGAUGAGCUGGAAUGUGGUCCUGGAGUCCCUGAGCCAGCCUGUCAUCAAUAGGCACCUGGUUUUCUGCCUCUUGGACAUCCUGCUGGAGUUCUUGGUUCUGAAGGGCUCCAGCGAGGAGCUUGGGACCUCAUCUGUGUCACCAUCAGCCCCCAGUGGCCUGGACAAAGCCCAUUGAGCAGAGCUGCUGUAGUGAAGGACAGAAGCAGCCACUGGCACGGGAUGGUUUCAUUUUCAGUGUUCACUGAACGUGUCUGGGAGCUGCUUGGAAAGAAACGGCCCAGGCAGUGCUAAAUGAGGCUGCUUCCAGGCUUCUUGUGGCUGGGUAAGGGAUUCAACCCAGUGCCAGGGCCUGUGUAGCAUCUGUCCCAUUGUUGGAGAGCCUGCAGUGAAGAUGCCUGACCUGUGCUGAGCUGGACACUGAGGGGGAUGCUCAGGCUGCCCUCAAAGCCUGUUGUCUCACUCCGUGUUUCUAACACCUAAAGGCAGAUGGCAGGUAGGGUUUGUUUCCAGCAUGCCAUCAAGACUUGAUGGGAUGGGAUGUGGAUGAUGGAUGUUUCUCCAGGAGGACCAAAUGCUCUCUAAGCAGCCUGCCCUGUGCCUCUGCCACAUCAUCUACCAGAAGGAAGUGUGUGGAGCUUGGGAAUGUGGUGACAGCCCUGAGGUGAAUGCUAGGGACCUAUCCCCACUGCCCAGAGAACUGGGAGGUGGGAAGCAGUGCAGACAUCCAAGCUGCUCUUCUGCUUUAGGGACCAAGAUAAGCUCCUUCCCACUGCCACUGCUCCCUCAUGGUUGUGUUCUGCUGUCUCCUCCUGCCUCAAUAGUAGGGUACAAGUAGGCUUGUGGUCCUGAUAGAGCUGUCCCCAGGCUCAAGAGGCGUGUUAACAUAGCUGCACUGCAGGAUCACCUUGUGUUUUGCCUGCUGGGUCAUGUUUUAAGUCCCAGAAGCUGUUACUUGGAAUGCACAGGAGAAAAGGAGCUGCCCCAUGUGUGAGACUUUGCAAGUAAAGCAGCUCCUGCACACAAGGGCUUGUCACAGCAAGCUCUG
Neopsephotus bourkii (Bourke's parrot) is the source of this 3750-nucleotide messenger RNA. It is a transcript of the gene SNX19, whose product is annotated as sorting nexin 19. Gene Ontology annotation, molecular function: phosphatidylinositol binding. The coding region runs from base 64 to 2880 and encodes 938 amino acids. The transcript is spliced from 11 exons. Gene Ontology annotation, cellular component: early endosome membrane; intracellular membrane-bounded organelle. NCBI's taxonomy places the organism in Eukaryota, Metazoa, Chordata, Aves, Psittaciformes, Psittacidae. The record is from RefSeq and is a predicted model, not a curated record.